Molecule: messenger RNA, 1710 nt
Organism: Camellia sinensis
Lineage: Eukaryota; Viridiplantae; Streptophyta; Magnoliopsida; Ericales; Theaceae
Source: RefSeq, a predicted model, not a curated record
CAUAUAUAAGCUUAACCAAUUCAAAUAGCAUUUUAUAAAAGAAACGCAAGAGAUGGAGGGAAAGCGGUCGAAUACGAAACCCAGCGAUUUGUUGAAGAAGAUCAGAGAAAUAACUCGAUCGAUUCUCGAAGAUAUAUGUAAAGGACGAUCGCCAUCGCUAUACAUCGAUCGCUUCAGAAAUUAUUGCACAGGCGAUACUGGAAACUGCUACACUACUUACAAUUCUGUUUUACAGAAUCAUUUAACUGCUUUUGGGUUUCAAAUUAAGAGUUUUUGCAGCUUGGAUUUGCCCAUUGGAAAGGAAGUUCUUGCACUACAGAGGGAGUGCCAUGCACGUAGGCUAGAUGUCUUGCUAAGAGUGCUACUGAUUGUUCAGCAACUUCUACAAGAAAACAGGCAUGGUUCAAAAAGAGACAUAUAUUACAUGCAUCCUUCUGUUUUUCAAGAGCAGUCAGUUGUAGACCGAGCAAUCAACGACAUUUGCAUCCUUCUGCAUUGCAGUCGCCACAACCUAAAUGUGGUGUCUGCUGGAAAAGGAUUGGUGAUGGGUUGGUUGAGAUUCCUAGAAGCUGGAAGGAAAUUUGAUUGCAUAAACAAUCUUAAUACUGCUCAUCCUGUUCCUGUGCAUGUUGAAGAAGUCAAAGAUAUAGUUAGUGUUGCCCACUACAUACUAGUCAUAGAGAAAGAAUCAGUGUUCCAGAGAUUAGCAAAUGAUCAGUUUUGCAAAAGAAAUCGCUGCAUCAUAAUCACAGUAGGUAUACCUUUAGUUCAACUUAUCCUUAAAAUCAGUUUUAACUAUGUUUUUCUAACAGGGAAGAGGAUAUCCCGAUGUCCCCACAAGAAGCUGAGCCUGCCUGCCUAUUGCUUGGUAGAUUGUGAUCCAUACGGUUUUGACAUCUUGACCACUUACCGUUUUGGUUCUAUGCAAAUGGCCUAUGAUGCACAAUUUCUACGUGUCCCUGAGAUACGUUGGCUUGGAGUUUUUCCUUCGGACUCUGAGAAAUAUGAUCUUCCACAACAGUGUCUCCUUCCUUUGACAGCAGAAGAUAAGUCAAAAAUUGAAGCAAUGUUGCCAAGGUGUUACCUGCAACGAGAAGUUCCUCAUUGGAGAUUGGAACUAGAAUUGUUGCUGCAAAGAGGAGUGAAAUUUGAGAUUGAAGCAUUGUCUGUGCGUUCACUUUCAUUCCUAUCAGAGGAGUACAUACCAACCAAGAUAAAAGGUGGAGUGCACAUCUAGAAGCUUUACAUUUGCAGUAUUAUAUGCAACCAUAUAGAGCACAUGAUGUGAUUUUUGUGAUCUGCAAAACAGGCAAUUUAAACCAUGGCUUUGUUAGAUAUUUUCACUACAGACAAGAAAAUAAUUAAAAAAAAAGGGAAAAGAUUAUAUUGUUUCUAACAGGUUACAGGGCUUUGUUAGAUCUAUCUAAGGCUGACAUUUUGAUAAUUGGUUGGUUGUCUGGGCCUUCAUUAUGUGAUGUUUUACAGUUUUACACACUUUCGUUCCCACCAAACCCUCAUCCCACAAACAAUGCUUUGACUGAGGAAUAUUAAGCAUGUGAGAUCUUUCAAUCAAAUUUGUUAAUUUACUUGGAGGGAAAUAGAUUUUUGAUUAACUUUCCAAAUUAAUUUUUUCCUCCCUAUUGUGUUGGUUUGAGGGCCGCUUGGCCAAUGAUAAGGCUUGUUGUUAGCGUUUGUAGGUUUGAGUUAUAA